AAAAUCUUUCUCUUUUAGCUUUUUACUGACUAUAAAUAUGGGACAUGAAAGGUCGAACAAUGUUGAUAAGAUACAUCCCUUCUAUAGCCAACUACAAAACUCUGAAGCAAUUGGAUUCCAAAGUUUGAGUAAUGAGGCUGUCUGCUGUGCUGGGAUAAGUGGUGUUGGAACUGUUGAUGUGCCCUUAAAUGUGUUGUCAAACUGCCCGUCUUUUCAUAUGGGAGAUAUGUCAUUAGUGGGUAUUGAUUGGAUGGCGGGUGCCUCCCAUCUUGACAGCCAUCAAAAUUUCAUGGUUGACCCUGAGUUUAUGAACGGGAUCAAUUGUAUGCCUUCUCAGUAUUCAACUCUUGAAAAUAUAGAUGCUAAUACUGGAGAUUUACAAAUGGAGAUGCAGGGUGCCAAAAUGGAUGACAGUAAGCCCCAAUCAAUUGGGAACUCCAUGAGCUGUGGCAGUAGGGAACAUUUGUUGUGGGGUGCUCAAGAUGGUAGGGAAAUGGGAUGUAAUUACAAUUUGGUGGACUGUGUGGUUCAAUCUAAUUACCCAGAAACGCUCGAUGGAAGUUUUCUGACCCUAGGAGUUGGAAUUAAUACAGGGGCCAGGUCAAAAUCUAAGGAUUCAAGCAGAGAUUUCAUUAGUAAAAUUGAUGGGGCUAUCAAUACGCAGUUAAAUCCAUCUCAUGGUCAAAGUGGUUAUGGAAAUUCCUUCUCCCCUGAUUUUCAAAUGGCAGCUGGUUUAUCAGAUUUCCAAACCUACGCUGGUGGAUUUUCUACCAUAGAAGAGAAUGCAGUUGGAUUAUCCAGUCUAAAACAUAAUUUUCGUGGACUUCCUAGUAUAGUGCAGAAUGCAGGUGAAUCAUCUAAUGUGAGUUCAUUUGCUGGUUCAAUGCAGAAUGUAGAUGAUUGCACUCUUUCUAAAUAUGAUAUUGGAGUUGCUGGUAAUACUAGCUCCAACUUUAGUUUAAGUCCAUCUCAAAUGCUACCAACUCCCCAAAGCCAUUUUCCACAUCCCUUUCUUACACCAGGUGAUCAGAAAUUUGGUGCUGGAUUUGCAAAUAUAGAUCCCAAUCAAGGAUUUCAUGGUCUUUCUGGUGUAUCUUCUAAUGUAGAGCAUAUUAGACGCCAAUCUGGACUGCCUUCUAAUCAAGGCUUUUGUAGUCUUUCCGGUACAUCACUAAUAGUGCAUAGUAGCAGCCAGUCUGGCCUGCCUGUUCAAGAACAGUGCAGAAUGUCAGCUGGUUUAUCAGAUUUCCAAACCUAUGCUGGUGGAUUUUCUAGCAUAGAAGAGAAUGCAGUUGGAUUAUCCAGUCUAAAACAUAAUUUUCGUGGACUUCCUAGUAUAGUGCAGAAUGCAGGUGAAUCAUCUAAUAUGAGUUCAUUUGCUGGUUCAAUGCAGAAUGUAGAUGCUUGCACUCUUUCUAAAUAUGAUCUUGGAGUUGCUGGUAAUACUAGCUCCAACUUUAGUUUAAGUCCAUUGCAAAUGCUACCAAUUCCACAAAGCCAUUUUCCACAUCCCUUUCUUUCACCAGGUUAUCAGAAAUUUGGUGCUGGAUUUGCAAAUAUAGAUCCCAAUCAAGGCUUUCAUGGUCUUUCUGGUGUAUCUUCUAAUGUAGAGCAUAUUAGACGCCAAUCUGGACUGCCUCCUAAUCAAGGCUUUCAUAGUCUUUCUGGUACAUCACCAAUAGUGCAUGGUAGCCGCCAGUCUGGCCUGCCUGUUCAAGAACAGCACGGAAUGGCUCCCUGGACUUCAUUAUCUUCUUUUAUGACAAGCAAAUAUGCUGCUGUGGCCUCUGAUCAACUACAAAAGUGCAAUAUGGGAAGUAUACCGAGCUUACAGUGGGGGACAUCUGUUCUUUCUGUUCUUGGAAACAUUGAAAGCACCAGCAGCCAGUCAGAUGUAUGGCAACAUUAUCCUGCUCACCAGGAUGCUGCUAUUCAAACUGUGGAAAAUGCCCCAUUUUCAAAGAGGAUAGAACUCCAAUUAGCUGAUCAGCUUUUUGCUUGUGAUAGAAGUGCCUCUCAAGUUGCUAGCAGUUUCCCUUUCUCCAAGAAUUUUGCACUUCAAACGGCUAGUAAGGAUAAGCUUUGUGGUAGUGAUGGAAAUGCUGCUGAAGUUGUUAGCAUUGUUCCAUCUUCUAACAAUAUUGGGGUUCAAGCAGCAACUUAUCUUGGUCAAUCUCCAAAAAAUAAUCCUGUUCAGGCUUCCGAUAAUCAUCUUGCUGCUGCUUAUACAUCUGGUCAAGUAAUUCCAUUUGCAGGGGGAAGUGGACCUGUUAUCACUUCUAGCCUUCUAGCCAGACCAUCUCUCAAGAGGAAAGCAGCACAACUACCUCCAGCUACUGCUCAGGUUCAAACAGAAAGGACAAAAUCAGCGAAGCCUUCCAUUCAUUCAUCUGCCUUAAACAAUGCACAAAAUGCUCUUUCCAUUGCAUCUCUUCCAUCGGCACCUGUCCCAACCAUAGCCCAUCUCAUAUCUUCUGUUCCACCUGUAACAGUAACACCUCGUCCUUUCCCACCCUUAGCUCGUAAAGGUCCUCCUCCCCGAUCAUUAUCCCAGGCCACUCCUUGUCCACCACUGGUACGGACUAUUCCCAUUCCUCCCUCUGCUAGGAUGUCUCCUCCUCCCCAUAUAAAAUGGCAAGGUACAGAACCUCUUCAACUAAGUGGAUAUAAUUGUUUGUUAUGCAAGAGGGAUCUUUCCUACACACCGGAAGGCCCUGUUUCCCAGCCACUUGCUCCACCUCCUGUUGCUGUUUUAUCAUGUGGUCACUGCUUUCAUGAUCUCUGCUUGCAACGAAUCACCCCUAAAGAUCAAGCUGAUAAUCCACCUUGCAUUCCAUGUGUAAUCGUUAAGGCAUGGUCUGACCCUUUGUUGACCAAGGCUUUUGUUGAACUCUUGGGCCUUAUCUGUACAACCUUUCUUUACAGUUAAGGCAGGAUCUGACCCUUUGUUGGAAGAUUGGCAGAAAAGCUUUUUAGUGUCUAGUUACCACUGAAACUCAAAUUUUGGUUCGGCCGAAGCAAAGCUGCAAAUGGACAAGACUUGAAACUUUUUUUUUGUUAAGUUGAGCCUAAACUCUUUAUUUUCUCCUACUAAAAGGCUUACUUAAAGGGUCCAAAGUCCAAGAAAUGAAAAGAAGUCGGCAAUAGCUAAUGUUUGAUUGGGCCCACCUCAUCUCUUGGCCUUUCACUACCCCGUUCUAAAACAACCCUAACCCGAAAGAAAAAGAAAAAUGAAAUUAAGAA
Durio zibethinus is the source of this 3243-nucleotide messenger RNA. RefSeq lists its product as uncharacterized. The record is from RefSeq and is a predicted model, not a curated record. Lineage: Eukaryota; Viridiplantae; Streptophyta; Magnoliopsida; Malvales; Malvaceae.